This is a messenger RNA of Naegleria gruberi, 2220 nucleotides long. RefSeq names its product Band_7_stomatin_like domain-containing protein. The record is from RefSeq and is a predicted model, not a curated record. The transcript has 2 exons. Bases 1 to 2196 code for a protein of 731 amino acids. Lineage: Eukaryota; Heterolobosea; Eutetramitea; Acrasida; Naegleriidae.
AUGAUUCCAAACUCUCCUAACAGUGAUAAUAAUUUGGUUAAUAACGUAGAAGCAACAAUUGUAAAUCUAAAUCCGAAAAACGAAACAUUGAAUGAACUUGCUAAAAGCUUGUACAGAGAAAAGAUUGAUCUUUCUCCAUACAAAUUUGAUCAUGCAAAUGGAAACAUAAUUACCAACCGUUUAGAGUUGGGUUGUGAAUCAUUGGAAAAUUUACUUGUCAAACCCAAUGUUAAUGGAACAAGUAAUGAUGAGAUUAUUAAUCAAAUUUGUAAUUUGGUUAAUGAAAAGGGUGUUUCUGUGAUCAAAUCAACUCUUGGUAAUAAGGUUAUUGAUCAAGGUAACAUUAGAGUGGUUAUGCACAAUGGUUGUGUUGAAAUUGUUGGACCAGGUCGUUAUCUUAAUAUUAAUCCUCGUGCUCACUGGUCUACUACAUAUAAUAUUGCAAGUGAUGAAAUUGAACACGAAACUCUUAAAAUUAUUAGAGUUAAAAAAGGUUAUUUUGGACUUGCUACAUUGAAUGGUAAACCAUUACUUCUUGCUGAAGGCUUGCAUGUUAGAAAUACUAGAUUAUUCCAUUAUGGUGGUUCUAUUGAAAUGAAUAAGGAAAAUAUCAAGCAUGGAACUAUUAACAUUCUGAGAAUUCCACAAGGUCACUAUGCUAAGGUCAUUGAAGCAAACGUUCCAAAGCUUUUGACACCUGGUAAUUAUGUCAUUGACUCUGCCUUGUUCACAUACUCUGGAUUGUGUGCAAUGAACGAACCAUUCAUUCAACAUGAAACCAUUAAGAUUAUUAGAGUAGGAAAGGGUCAAAUUGGUCUUACUUCUAUUGGAACCAAGCAAUGUCUUUUGCCUGAAGGUUUAUACACAUUCAAUGAUCAAAAUGUUACCUUCUCUGGAUUGAAAUCUGCCACUGACAAUUUGAUUUCACAUCCACCAAUCACAAGAUUUAGAGUUAACCUUGGUGAGAUUGGAUUAGGUUGGUGGAAACAAUCUCCAAUCUUGAUUCAAGAGCCAGGAGUUUAUGAAAUUGAUAGCAUAGAUUUUAACUUUGAGAAAUGUGUCCCUGUCAAAACCAAAUUGAUUGUAUUGGGUAGUACAAUGCGUAUUGUUGUCUAUGAAGGUGAAGUUGGUGUAACCUACAAAGCAGGUAAGCUGGACAUUCUUGGACCUGGAACCUUUGUUUUUGAUGAGUUGGAUAGAGUUUUUGAGUCCUACAUGUCAACUAAAUUGAUGUCUAUUCCAUUGAUCGAAGAUGUCAAGUCAAAGGAACCAUUCUUAAGAUGUGAUACCCGUGACUUUGUUGAAGUUGGUAUUAGAGCUGCUGUUUCAUUUAGAAUUGCUGAUCCAAAGUUAACUUUGCUCACUAUCGGAAAUGAAAGUGCUACAAUUAAGCUUAUCAAGGAUAACUCAAUUGCUGCCCUCCAAUCCAUUGUUAGAUCCACUGCAUUGAAUCAAUUAGCUCAAAGCAAGACUAUUUCAGCAAGCGAUCUCAAAGGUGAUACACAACAAACACAUAAUGAAAAUGGACCUCCCUCUGCUCCUCAAUUCUUUGAGAACUUGCAUGAUGAAUUUCUUUCCAAGAUUCAUGAUUCAUUCAAAAAGCAAUACGGUAUUUUGAUUGAUAAUAUUCGUAUUGAAGACUUCCAAAUUAUGAAUCAAGAGCUGGCCAACAAUAUUUCCAAGCAAGCUAUUAUUACCGCAGAAACAUCUACUAAACUUGCAAACUUGGAGGCUCAAAGAGAAAUUGAAUUGGCUGGUCAAGAAAGAUUGAAUUCCAUCAACUCUAUCAAAGCUACAGCCGAAGCUUUCAAAUUAAAGACUGAAACUGAAGCCAAGAAUAGUGCCACUAUCAUUCUAGCUGAAACCAAGGCUAUUGAAAUCAAGACUCUUGCCAAAGCCAAAGCUGAAGCUCUCACCAUUGAAGCAGAAGCUGAAGCCAAAGCUAUUGAAAUUAAAGCCCUUGCUGAAAAGAAGAGAGCUGAAUAUUUGAGCUCCACUGAAUUUGGUAAACAAGAAGCUCUCUUGACAAAACACCAUGACAUGGUUAUUCAAGCCAUGAAGAGUGUUUCUCAAGUUGUUUACCUUCCAAGUGAUGCAAAUAUGGGUUGUUUGCCUUUGCAAAUGUUUGGUCUUCAAGGAAACAUUCCAACAUUUGAUAGCAUCACUCAAAGUUCUUCCGUUAAGGUCAAGAAAUAGAUCAAUAAAAUAUUUUGGAGAAUU